GGGGGGUGGGUCAUUGAAUCCCAGCCCCUUCCACGCUUGGCUGCUGCUGCGCCUCUGCUGCAGCUUUUGCGCCACACGCACCAUGGCUCUGUGCGCAAGUAGCACACUUCUGGCCUUCUUUGUCGCUUUCUGCACACCUGGACGCGGCUGGACAGCGGAAAAGCCCUUGCGGACAUAUCAUGGGAAAGCAACUUCAAUGGUGAAGAGCCUGAGGGAGAGCUGGGAGCCUUCAAUCCAUCUGGACGGAAGACCGGUGGAGCGUUUUGGGAUCGGCUCCAACAGGCCAUUGAGGACUCAUCGCUACACCAGAGUGGGCAAGGAAAGUCGCUCUCCUUUAGUGGAGGAUGUAGAUGAAUGGGUAAAGCUUGAUGGCUUUGCUGUGCUGAGCAGCGCACCUGUCAGCAACACGUCAACAGGCCCAGUCAGGUCAACAUAUCCUGCAGCCAGAAAUCAGACCGCUGUGAAGCGUGCCGCUCGGGUGAACAGAACAACUCACCGCCCAAGUGCUUCUAGGCUCAGGACGGACACGAGGAGGGCCCCUCAGUCAUCCACUGGUCCCCGGUCGCCUCAGAGGGGCUUCUUCACGAGAACCACUUCACCAGCGCAAAGACACCGACACAACACCAAGCCGCAGUCUGAUCAGAGGAACCGUAACUCGCAAAAAUUAACAUCUGAGUCCGUUCAUGUGGUGUCACUGCAGGCACAGAAAGCCCAGGGCCAGAGCGCUCCUGCCAACCACGCGGCAACCAAAACGACUACCCCAGAGCCACCCGAAUAUGAGGCUAAGGACAUCAGUGUCAGGGUCAUGUCUCCGAAAUCAGUCCUCAUCUCCUGGGUGGACCCCGCUGUGGAAAUGGGGAAGAUUGAGUCAAGUGAAUUCAGAUCCUACACGGUAAGGUACAGGGAGAAGGGCGAGUCGGCACGCUGGGAGUUCAAAGAGAGCACCCAGAGGAGAGUGAUGGUCGACACCCUGUCUGCUGAUAGCAUGUAUGAAUUUGCCGUGAGAAUCUCUCAAGGAGAAGACGAUGGCAAGUGGAGUGUAUCGGUAUUUCAGAGGACCCCUGAGUCAGCCCCAUCUGGGCCACCGGAGAACUUUGAAGUCAAACCACUACGGGGAAAAGGAACUGCCGUGACAGCAACUUGGGAUCCUCCUGAAGAAACCAAUGGGAGGAUACGAGAAUACAUCCUUUCUUAUGCUCCUGCACUGAAACCAUUUGGAAUGAAGAGCAUGAUAUACCGAGGGAGCACAACCUCGGCAACUAUAGACGGUCUAACACCUGGAGAUCGGUACAUCUUCAAGAUCAAAGCCACCAACAGGAGGGGACAGGGACCGCUAAGCAAGGCCUUCAGUGUUGUGAUGCCAGGAUCCAGUAGUGCCGUUUCAUCGUUCUCAAGAACCAAAGACAGCCAGAGGACUAACUACAAGCCUUCCAAAUAUGAUAUUACCAAAGACAAAUCAGUGCUCCAAUCAACGGAGGCACCAGAAGAACCGACCAAACCCACAGAGCCACGUAACUCUGCGCCUGUCAGUAAACGGGUGCGCCCACUUUCUCAGACACGGUCUUAUCACAGCAUUUUGUCUUCAGUAAGAGGUUCAGUCAGGAAUGGAGUAAAUAGAGGCAGAACCUCAGGGAGAGAGGAUGAGGAUGAUGAAGACGAAAGAAUACCAACAACCUCCCCUCCAGAAGAAGCUGCAACAACCACGGAGUCUGAACUUGAGACAAAAGAACCAUACAAUGAUGUUUCUCCUGAAGCUGAGGAUGAUAUUUACAGUGAAGUGGAUGAGCCCCCAACAGAGAUGCCCAGCCUCAAAGUUUUUACACUAUCCCCAACUAAACCCACAUUGGUUUAUCCACAGCAAAGAAAACCCAUAAAGCUCAGGGUCCAUCAAAAAGGUGGAAGGCAGACUUCCUCCUCUUCAUCAUUAUCGUUUCCUCCAAAAUUGUCUUCACCUUCUACCACGUCGCUGCGUAAUACAGAAUCAGAGGACAAAAGAAAAGAGACAGUCUCUACACCCCUGCAGAGCAAAGACAUUUCCAAAGAACAGACUAUCGAAAAUAACAAACCUACCAUUCCAGUUGUAAAAGAUAAGACACAGCCUCAGACAGAGCGCACAGCUGCCAGCAAGGAAUCUACAUCGUUCGGCCGGACCAAUGGAUCUGGCUUUGGUACAAGAAAUGGUUAUGGCCGAAGGAACUUGGGAAUUCCUUUUCGAGUAAAUUCAACCAGAAUGAUCAACGGGAAUAGAUUGGGUCUAAGUGCACAGUCACGUUUGCCAAGCAGAAGUCAGAAUCAGGCCACAUCGCAGUCCACCUUACCAGACCAAUCUAUCAAACAGCAAAUAUCAAAUAGCUUCAAUGAAGCGACAGUUGGGUCCACUUCAGAUGGAAGAAUCAAUGGCAAAGCGACAUCGGAAACAUCGACUUCUGAGGAAAAGCAAAUCACAUUAUCCUCCCCAUCAAAUAGCCCUGUAGCUUCAGAUACAAACACCGGAAAGACCAACCCUUACGUGUCAAAUGCGGGAUCGCAAAGCUCACAUAAGACAGAAACGCCAAAGACAUCACCGGAACGUGCCACAACAAAUGGGGAAUUGCUUCACCAAAGCAAUUUCAAAAACACAGAGGCAACCAAAAUUGAAGAACCUACUUCAAGCUACAAAGAAGAUCCCACAGAAGAGAAAAAGGAAAAGGAGGCAAGUCUCUCUGAUAAAACAACUCGUACCAAAAUUAGUCCUUCCCUUCUUGAAAGAUCUAAGUUCCUGAGCAGGUUGGGUUCAGGAACACGACUGUCAUUCUCCAGACAGGGUGGCCGGACUCCUUGGAGCAGAGGCUCAUCUUCAACAGUGGCAGGCAGACCCAUUCUGCAGGGGAUACCCAGUAAGGACACCGUAGCCACAAGUUCUGCAGCUGUAUCUUCAAUACAGGAAACUAGUGAAAGUCCAACUGCUACUUCCUCUCAUGACUCACCAAAAAAUAAUGAGAUGGGUGUGAUUUCUUUCAAACCCUCAUUGACUGACAUAAAUUCAGAGCAUACUAACUCAAGACAUCCACCUCCACCUUCAUCCUCUUCAAACGCUGACUCUCAUCAUGCCACAAAUGUGAAAUCGAGUGACAAUGACCAUAACCAUGAUGAGAAGGACGAUCUAGAAAACAGUGGGAUUAAUAAAAAUGUUGCAGAAACUACAGUGGACCGAAAGAAUCCUGCCAUCACAUCGACUGAGACGCACAGAAACGCAGAGGACAAUGACAGUGCAGCUACAAGAGACACCCCAUCAAGGACUAACUCAUCAUCCGGGGUCCCGCCGAUUUACCGCCGUCCUAAUAUUGGUAUGAAUGGAAGGAUACGCUCUCCUCAUCUGGCAACCAGACAGUUUGGUGGAUCCAGGCUUCCCACCAGAUCACAAUCAGGACACAAUUCUAGACUGGGUUCUUCAACAACAUCUGAUUCAUCCUCCUCCUCAUCUGCCCACUCCUCUUCAUCAAAUCUACUCAGACCAAUAUUAACAUCAGAUCGCAACGCGAGCAGAAUCUCUUCAACAAGGACCGGGGGACUCACAGAUGGUAGAAUCCACUCUAUAUCAGUGUCGCCAUCUUCAUCCAGAGAAAGCUCGAGAGGCCAGGGGGGCAGAAGUCGCUUUCCUAUCCUGAGAGGCAAAACACCCAACGGAGGAGCUCGUAUAGCCGGCAAUGGAAAUGCUCAAAACGGACAACCAAAUCUGACAGCAAGAAAUAAAGAGUCCUCAGACACUCAUGGAAUGAGCAAGGCGGUCGGCCAAAGGCUUAUUACCGGACCUGACGGAAACAAAUGGUUGCUAGAUUUGGAGUUGGGGAUUCUUAUGAACCAGGAUGGAAAAGUCCUCCAGGAUUCCCAGGGCCAACCAAAGAGAGUAGUGCUUGGCCAGGACGGACGCACUAUUUUUGACCAUCUGGGAAGCCCCCUGCUGAACCAGGACGGAAUGGCUUUGUUUGGUCAUGGCCGAGAUAGUCGCCCAGUGGUCAACCCCAAAGAGAAGAUCCUUAUGGUUGGAGGAAAACCGCUGCUUGGCUUGGACCUGUCUCACCUCAGGACAACCACCACCACCACCACCAGUGCUCCGACCACUACCCCAGAACCAACCACCGCAGAAUGGACUACGGAGGAGUCCACCACUGAACAACCAUACCCGACUUGUCCACCAGGAACCUUCUCCAAAAUAGAUGAUUACGGAGAUCCGGUGCUUGACUCAGAUGGAAUACUCGACUGUUUCUCAGAAGAUGACCUUUUGCUCCAGACGACCCUGCCUCCGGCUACCACGACAACACCGCCAACAACCACCAUGACCACCACCACAACAGAGAUGCCCACUCCAGACACCAGAUCAUCCGGCCGAGGUCCUUUAUCAGAAUUUGACGACAGUGGGAAGAGGCGAUUUACAGCGCCAUAUGUGAACUACAUCCAAAAAGACCCGGGAGCUCCAUGCUCCCUGACGGAGGCGCUGGAGUACCUUCAAGUUGACAUCCUGGAUGAUCUGAUCAAGAACGACACUCGCGCCUCCAAUCAGAAGCAGCAUCCCAAAAAUAAACCCCAUAAUCUCACCGUGGUUGCCAUGGAGGGAUGCCAUUCGUUUAUCAUCCUGGACUGGGGCCGGCCACUGAAGGACGAUAUGGUUUCAGGAUACAUGGUGUACAGCGCUUCAUACGAUGACGUGCUCAACAACAGAUGGUCCUCGAAGGUAUCGAGUGGGACUCAUCUGGCUGUGGAGAAUCUUAAACCCAACUCCAGGUACUACUUCAAAGUCCAGGCCAAGAAUGUGUUUGGGUUGGGACCGGUCAGCGAGACGCUCACCUAUGUCACAGAAUCAGAUGACCCUCUUCUCAUCGUCAGACCGCCUGGUGGAGAGCCAAUUUGGAUCCCCUUCAGCUUCCGCUACAACUCGGCCCACAGCUCGUGUAAAGGCAGCCAGUAUGUCAAGCGCACGUGGUACAGGAAGUUUGUGGGCGUGGUUUUGUGCAACUCUCUGCGAUACAAGAUCUUCAUGGGAGACGGUCUGAGAGAGCCCUUCUACAGUAUAGGAGACACGGUGGGACAAGGAGAGGAUCAUUGUCAGUUUGUGGACUCCCACAGGGACGGCAGGACUGGGCCCGCCUAUCUCUCGCUUACUCUGCCUUCGGCUCAAGGAUAUUAUCGCGCCUACAGACAGGAGCCCGUCACGUUCGGAGUGAUUGGGAGACGAACAUCCCAUCCUUUCGUGGGCUGGUAUGAAUGCGGGGUGCCCAUUCCUGGAAAGUGGUAACACGAGGGAGGAUGGAGGGCACUGUGACCGAGGGCAACUUUCCAGUCGCCCCGUCUAUCACACAAUUUUUUUUUUUUAAACAAGAGACUUUUGCUUGCCGCAACUAAAAGACACCACUUUGAUUACAUGAAAUGAACCGAAUGCUUUUAUGCAAGACAAUGUAUUGAUGCUGUGUACUUUUUUUUUUUUGGUUACAUAAAGCAGUCUGUAUAUGAGGGAAGAAAAGGCAUGCGUGUUCCUACUUUGUAAAAUUCUUGGCAACCAAGCAGCAGGUCCAUUUACAUUGUUAUUUAUCUCAUCCGAGCAACAUUCAAUAAGAGGCAACUAACUUGUG
Molecule: messenger RNA, 5606 nt
Organism: Hippocampus zosterae (dwarf seahorse)
Lineage: Eukaryota; Metazoa; Chordata; Actinopteri; Syngnathiformes; Syngnathidae
Gene: fndc1
Product: fibronectin type III domain containing 1
Exons: 21
Coding region: 83-5272 (1729 amino acids)
Molecular function (GO): protein binding
Source: RefSeq, a predicted model, not a curated record